AUGACGGAGACACCACAAAUACCCAAGAUGUUUCUCGGCAGGAGAAAACUAGCGCAAACACCAUGGUUCAAGUUUGCCAACAACCCUAGAUACAUUAGAUUCCUCUUUGAUAUUCCAGCUAGGGUUGCGAUUUUCCCAAACUCCAAGCGGACCAAGAAGCUUGGACUGCCUCGUUUGAUCCAGGACAUCAAACUGAGACAGUUAUAUGCGCCUAUUUAUAGAUCAAAGCCUGGUGUGUUGCACAAAAACAUGGACGGUAUCACAGUCGACACCAAGACCCACCAAUGGUACUCCGUUAGAGAAAAUGGUCCUAUUGAAGUCGAAGACCGGGUUGUCCCUUCUUACUCUUUCAGCAACCAUGUUCUAGCCACUGAGGACCCGGAAGGUCAAUCGAUGAUUUGGCAAAGUACCAAUUCCGGUAAUGAUCGAACAGAGGGAGUGAUUCAAACUGACCCCGAAAGAUAA
Messenger RNA from Entamoeba invadens IP1, 465 nucleotides. RefSeq lists its product as hypothetical. Bases 1 to 465 code for a protein of 154 amino acids. NCBI's taxonomy places the organism in Eukaryota, Evosea, Mastigamoebida, Endamoebidae. The record is from RefSeq and is a predicted model, not a curated record. The transcript has a single exon.